CAGGACGCCCCAGGGGAGCGCCGAGAGGUGGCCACGGGGCAGCUGCUGUUGGACGCCCUUCUGUGCCUGCCAGAUCUACUGGGCUUACUUCCUGGGCAGAGAGUCCCUCUGCGGCGGCGGGGCGGCCUCUCUGGGCCCCUGGGCCUGGCCGGUCAUGGGCAGCACCCUGGGCUGCCACCGCUCCAUUCCCCGGGACCCCUCGGACCUGUCCCACAGCCGCAAGUUCAGCGCAGCCUGCAACUUCAGCAACAUCAUGGUGAACCAGGAGCGGCUGAACAUCAACACGGCCACGGAGGAGGAGCUGAUGACCCUGCCGGGCGUGACGCGGGCCGUGGCGCGCAGCAUCGUGGAGUACCGCGAGUACAUCGGCGGCUUCAAGAAGGUGGAGGACUUGGCCCUGGUCAGCGGCGUGGGCGCCACCAAGCUCGAGCAGGUCAAGUUCGAGAUCUGCGUGAGCAGCAAGGGCAGCUCCGCGCAGCACUCUCCCAGCUCCACGCGGCGGGACCUGCUGGCCGAGCAGCCUCACCACCUGGCCACGGCCAUGCCCCUCACCCCGCGCGUCAACAUCAACACGGCCACCCUGGCUCAGCUCCUGAGCGUCCGAGGCCUCACGGAGAAGAUGGCCGCCAGCAUCGUGGACUACCGCCGGGAGCACGGGCCCUUCCGCAGCGUGGAGGACCUGGUGAAGACGGACGGCAUCAACGCCGCCUUCCUGGACAGGAUCCGGCACCAGGUGUUCGCCGAGCGGUCCCGGCCCCCAUCCACCCACACCAACGGGGGCCUGACCUUCACCGCCAAGCCUCACCCCAGCCCCACCUCCCUGAGCCUGCAGAGUGAGGACCUGGACCUGCCGCCCGGCGGGCCCACUCAGAUCAUCUCCACGCGGCCUUCGGUGGAGGCCUUUGGAGGCACCAGGGACGGGCGGCCUGUGCUGAGGCUGGCUACGUGGAACUUGCAGGGCUGUUCCCUGGAGAAGGCCAACAACCCCGGGGUGCGAGAGGUGGUGUGCAUGACGCUCCUGGAGAACAGCAUCAAGCUUCUCGCUGUGCAAGAACUCCUUGACAGAGAGGCCCUGGAAAAGUUCUGUGCGGAGCUCAACCAGCCGGUCCUGCCCAACAUCCGCAGGUGGACGGGGCCGCGGGGAUGCUGGAAGGCCUCUCCGCAGGGGGCCGGCUUCUCGGGGUUCCUGUGGGACGUGGGGGCCGGGGUGGAGCUGAGAGACGCCGCCUCGCAGGAGAGCUCCCCGGGCAACGGGCACGGGAAGCCCGCAGGCCCCAGCCCGUACCUGGCGCGUUUCAAGGUGGGAAGUCAUGACUUGACUCUCGUGAACCUUCACCUGGCGACCCUGCCCCUCCCGGCGGGGGAGAACCCCAGCAGGAAUCACAGCGACGGCCCCCGCGGGGCCAGCUUCGCCCAGGCCUUGCAGGAAACCCUGAGAGGAGAAAAGGACGUGGUUGUCCUGGGGGACUUCGGCCAGGGCCCGGACAGCAGUGACCAUGACCUCUUGCGGAAAGAAAGAUUCCACCCCCUGGUCCCCGCGCACACCUUCACCAACAUCAGCACCAAGAACCCGCAGGGCUCCAAGUCCCUGGACAACAUCUGGAUCAGUAAGAGCCUGAGGAAGGUUUUCACAGGUCACUGCGCGGUGCUGAGAGAAGGCCUCACGAACCCGUGGAUCCCCGACAACUGGUCGUGGGGCGGCGUGGCGUCGGAGCACUGCCCCGUGCUGGCCGAGUUUUACGCGGAAAAGGACGGGACCAAGAGGGAAGGCCCGCGGAGCGGCAGCGGGGUCGCCUUGGAGCGCAGCGAGGCCAACAUUAAGCACGAGCGGUGAUGACACGGGCGGUUUCCCACUGUUCACCGCAGGGGCGCCGGCGGGAGGCAGCCCUUCCCGGGAGAGACGGGGUCGCACUGCCUCGUGGUCUUCGUCCCGCCGUCUGCGCUGGGCCCCGACCUGCCCGCCUUCUUCGCGGACCUUUGAGGACCUCUCCUGGGGAGGGAGGUGCCAGUGGCCAAACCAGAAACCCAGCGGGGAGCCGGAAUGCCUCUGCUCUCUGGCCCGCCAACCUCUGCGUCUAUCCCGCCUGGGUUGCAGCGCAGGGAACAGUCGUGAAGGCUGGAAGGGAGUGUGCAAAGCGUUCCGGGCUGCGAGGCCUGGCUGAGCAAUGCCGGGAGCUCUCGUCUCUGACCACCAGUCUGUGAUGUUCUGGCUGCAAAUUACAUAAAGCUUCUAACUGUGA
Molecule: messenger RNA, 2240 nt
Organism: Myotis brandtii (Brandt's bat)
Lineage: Eukaryota; Metazoa; Chordata; Mammalia; Chiroptera; Vespertilionidae
Gene: EEPD1
Product: endonuclease/exonuclease/phosphatase family domain containing 1
Exons: 8
Coding region: 155-1834 (559 amino acids)
Biological process (GO): DNA repair
Cellular component (GO): plasma membrane
Molecular function (GO): catalytic activity; DNA binding
Source: RefSeq, a predicted model, not a curated record